This is a messenger RNA of Caretta caretta (loggerhead turtle), 3495 nucleotides long. RefSeq names its product aminoacylase 1 (gene ACY1). Gene Ontology annotation, molecular function: aminoacylase activity. Gene Ontology annotation, cellular component: cytoplasm. Gene Ontology annotation, biological process: amino acid metabolic process. The record is from RefSeq and is a predicted model, not a curated record. NCBI's taxonomy places the organism in Eukaryota, Metazoa, Chordata, Testudines, Cheloniidae.
AUUGGCCGGGCGGGCGGGCGGACUCAGGCUGCGCCCAGCCCCAGUGCCGCGGAGCGCAGAGCCGGGGAGGAGCAGGCGGCGGCGGCCGGAGCUGGGGGCAGCGCGGAGGGCCCUGAUACCCCGGCAGAUGGACGUCAUGCUGCCUGAGGGAGACCCUAAAAGGACAGGGGAGAAGGUCAGAAGCCAGGAGCCCGGAGAGCAUCCUUCAGUCACGCUCUUCCGAGAGUACCUGAGACUCAAGACAGUCCAGCCCGAGCCCAACUAUGAUGUGGCCGUGCGGUUCCUGGAGCGGAUUGCAGCCGAGCUUGGCCUGGGGUGUCAGAAAGUGGAGGUGUGCCCGGGCCGGGUUGUCACCAUUAUGACCUGGCAGGGCACGGACCCGCAGCUCCGCUCCAUCCUGCUGAACUCACACACGGAUGUCGUGCCGGUAUUUGAGGAGCACUGGACCCACGAUCCUUUCGAAGCCUUUAAGGACUCUCAGGGUAACAUCUACGCCCGCGGGGCCCAGGAUAUGAAGUGUGUCUCCAUCCAGUACAUCGAGGCCAUCCGGAGACUGAAGGCCGAGGGGAAGCGCUUCCCCCGAACGGUUCACAUGACAUUCGUGCCUGACGAAGAGAUCGGGGGCAGCAAGGGCAUGGAGCUGUUUGUGAAGCGGCCCGAGUUCCAGGCUCUCAACGUCGGCUUCGUUCUGGAUGAAGGCCUGGCCAACCCGACAGACGCCUUCACUGUAUUCUACGGGGAGAAGUGCGCCUGGUGGAUUAAAGUCAAGUGCGAGGGGAACCCAGGCCAUGGAUCCCGGUUCAUUGAGAACACGGCUGCUGAGAAGUUGAACAGAGUGAUCACCUCCCUCCUGCAGUUCAGAGAGAGCGAGAAGCAGAGACUGAAGUGUGAUGAGCACCUCACCCUGGGCGACGUCACCUGCCUCAACCUGACCAUGCUGAGUGGGGGCGUCUCCUUCAAUGUCUUGCCCUCAGAGCUGUCCGCCACCUUCGACAUCCGCAUCCCGCCCACUGUCAACUUGCAGGCAUUUGAGGAGCAGCUCACAGCCUGGUGCCGGGCAGCUGGAGAGGGUGUCACCUACAAGUUCUACCAGAAAUACAUGGAUCAGACAGUGACCUGCACCGAGGAGUCCGACCCAUGGUGGAAGGCAUUCAGUGGGGCCUGCAGAGACAUGCACAUGACGCUGAAGCAUGAGAUCUUCCCGGCCGCCACGGACAGCCGCUUUAUCCGAGCAGCCGGUCACCCGGCCCUUGGCUUCUCCCCCAUGAACCGGACCCCGGUGCUGCUGCACGACCACAACGAGUACCUCAACGAGCAGGUCUUCCUGCGGGGCAUCGAGAUCUACGCCUGCCUCCUCCCCUCCUUGGCCAGCGUCCCCCCUCUGCCGGCGGAGGGCUGAGGGGCACAGCAGGGGGUGGGGGAUACCAAUGCGAGAGACGGGGAGUGAAAAUUCAUGGGGGCAAUGGACAUACAGGGGCUGGGGUAAGAAGCAGCUGCCUGGGGUGGGCAGGACUCCAGGGUUCCUUGGUGGCAGCACCAUUUGCAGAACCACCCAGCUGUGCCAGCCCAGAGGGGCAGCUGCCUGUUGUGUCCAGGGGGAGGGGCAGCUUGUGUCCCUGCCUGUGCUCCAGGUGCUCUGGGCCUGUCCAUGGAGCCCUAUGAAAUUACACCCAGUGCCCAGCUUUCCAGCCCAUGGCUCUUCAAGCUUGGGGGUGGGGGAAAGGCUGCACCCCGGGGGCAUGACAUGCCAGGCUUUCUCCCAUUGCUUGCACUCGAGGUGGGGAAUACGUCUUGAGUGUCCAUGCCCCCAACCCGGCAUUUACCUCCUCUGGCUCCUGGAAGGGCCCCUCACCACAUUGCAGCAGUAACGCAAGCCUUCCCCUCCCAAGCAGGGAAGGCCUGGGUCCUACCCACCGGGGUCUAUGCGGGGUGGGGGCAGGGUUCCAUUCCCCAUGCUGCAUCUCUCCAUCCCAACCCCUCCCCGGCCCCAGAGCCCCUCUCCCUGCUGCUUCCAGCCCCAGAGCUCUGCAGAGCCACCCCCAGCUUCCAGGGAUUGACUGGGGGUAUGGGGCACCCCUUGGGGAGCCUGCCCCUCCCUUGGGCCCCCCUUGGCUCUCCCUGGCUGCCGAGUGGCUCUCCCUGCUCCCGGGGCUAAGCAGCACCACUUGCCCCAGGCAGGGCGGGGAGCUGGAAGUGGGUGUAGCUGCGAGUGUAGCUGUGGGUGGACGCAGGCAUUGAGAGCAGGGUAGCUUAGUGGAUAAGGGACUGGACUGGAGCUCAGGAGACCUGGGUUCCACUUCUGGCUCUAGUCCAGACUCCCUGUGUGAUCUUGGGUGAGUCACCUGAGCUCUAUGUGCCUCCGUUCCCCGGAUCAUCGUACCCCCCAAACCCCUGGCGCGCUGCUCUCAGACCCUUGACUGGGUGAUGCUAUGUACCUGCUGCCUACUGUCAUUAAACCACCAGCUGGAGGGAGGUGGCAGGAAAGCUGCUGGUCUGGCACCUCCUCCCAAGUGCCCCAGACUGUCACUGCCUAGCAAAGAGGGUUUGUGCCAAUUUCUGGCAAAGACAGGAAACAGCUCUGAGCUGGCAGUAGUGGGUCUGGCUCAGCAGGGGGCGGUGUUUCCCAGCCAUACUGGGACUAGCAGCAGGGCCGUGGGGGGAGGGGGUGCCCAAGUCCCCUGGCCGUGUGACCAUGCUAUGAAUUUUCAUUCCUUGGGGCAGGGCCGCUGGGCGCAGCGCUCUGCCCAUGUGGGGGUGGUGGUGGAGUUAAUUGCUGUCUUAAUGAAUCACUGCUUUGGUGAAUGCAAAUCAGAGUGCAAUGCGUGGAUGGGCUGCUGCGCGUGGUAGCCUGGAGUCCCAGGCCGGAGGACUGGCCCUGUCUCAGGGGGUGGAGACGUGUCUUCUAGCACAUCAGAAAGCCUCAAUGGGGACUCACGUUCCAGAUCCCCAAUCCCCAGCUCCAGCUCUCUGGCUGCGGCCCCAUCACCCAGGUGGGAGCUUGCUGCAGUCAGGGGCCGGUGGCUACGAGCAGGGGCUUGAUGCUCAGGGACAAUGUGCCACCCUUGCCUUCGCCCGCCUACCUGCAGCACCCCAUUGCCCCUCUGUAAGCCAGUCAUGGAGCGAGAGAAACCUUGAUGCUCCUGGCCAGGCCUCUGCCUGGCGGAUGGGCAUAGGGAGUUUGGCAUCCUGCUGCAGGAUGGGACAAAUUCCAAGGGGCAGACUGCCAGCCUACGUGGUUAGGAUGGGCUGAUGCUGAGCAGCUCCCUUGCGGGGUCUGGGGAAAGUAGGGGACCCACAGAGGUCUCUCCUCAGGUGUGUUUGUGAGGGGGGGGGUCAUCCCACCCACGCUCCCUCACCUCAAUGUUAACACCAGUUGCUUGGGCUGGGAGAUCAGGUCCAGUUCUUUGCUGAACUUGUGCCAAAGCUGCCAGCUGUCGGUGUGUGUCUCCACGGUGCUUGUGAUUUUACUAAAUAAAGCUGUUUGAUUGGAAAGAA